GACCUACACAUCAGACUUCUUCACCUGCGGGAUCGUCUGAGACCAGCCACCUGGACAGCUGAUGAAAGCUGAUAGCUCCCUAGACAGGAGUGACCUGUUCUGCCCAACGGUGAAGUCAGCUCAAAACAAGAAUGACACUAGGUUAAGCACGUGGAGUAAUGAGUAGGAUUCUGUUUUCACAUGCAAAAGUGAUUGCUUUUGAUGAAAACGCUUUAUCUGCUUUCCCAAUGACAACUGGCUAGAAAAUGUGAACAUGCAUUUUAUGGAAAAGAGACGUAGGUUUCUGAAUGACGGAUCAUGCUGCCUUUCUAAAAACAUAACCAAGCGGUUCAGAUUGCUGUUCGAUUUUAGCAGGGCGCGCCUCCCUCACGUGACGGACCAUAGCCCCGUGCAACUCUGGCCAGUUUAAUAUAACCCCAUCGUGGUUGUACAAGGUGCUCUCGCUUUCUUCCCACAAAAGGAAGCUAGAGCACAACAAUCUUGAACAGAUAUUCAGUAUUCAAAACAAAAAAAAUCCAUUCCCCCACCACCUAUCUCGUUUAGUUUAGUUAACACUGCUGUCAAUGACUUCCCAGUCACCGGACUUUGCCCUGGUGAAUUGAUUGAAAGAAAACAGGCACCAGAAGAAUCUAGUCAUUAGUGGUUGUGGACUGCAUUUUUAAACUUGGAAGUACAGGAAGCUGUAAUAUAUACAAGCAGAUUUAUCUUAUUGUAUGAGAUAAAUGAGAAUUAUUUUCUCAAUCUGGAUCGAGUUACAUGUCGGGAUUGUAAAUUAUAGUCUGCAAUAGAAUGGCAGACCGAAAAGCAGUGAAAAUUGUCAGUGAUCAACCAGACUUUCUGCAGUUUAAUAACCUGGCCUGUGAGACAGCUGGAGGAAAUGUUAUUUUUGCGACAGACGAAUGGUUUGCACCAGCUAGCAAUCUUCUGAAGAGAGAGCCACCAGAGUUCAUAGCGUCUGCAUUCACCGAGUACGGAAAAUGGAUGGAUGGCUGGGAGACGAGAAGGAAAAGAAUACCUGGUCAUGACUGGUGCAUCAUCCAGCUGGGUGUACCUGGCAUCAUACAUGGCCUGGAUGUGGACACGUCCUUCUUUACUGGAAACUACUCGCCCUCUGCCUCUGUUCAGGCUGCAUGUCUGGAUGAGUCCCCAGCCCUGACCCUGGAGGGAGACCGCACUGGCAUGGCUGCUUCCGACAGUCAGUUUGAAGCAGUUGCUAAGUUGCACUCUGAGUCGUGGGAGGAGCUUGUUCCUGUGACAGAGCUGAAACCUGGAUACUCCGACACCUGUCAUAACUACUUCCCAAUCAACUACCCCAGCAGAGUCACCCACCUACGACUCAACAUGUACCCAGAUGGGGGGAUUGCUAGACUGAAGGUCUAUGGCGUUGGGCAGAAAGACUGGUCUGCCCUGCCCACACAGGACCAGCUGGACCUGGUGGCCCUGGUCAACGGUGGGGUCUGUCUGGGCUACAGCGACGCCCACUUUGGCCACCCCCGGAAUAUGAUUGGUUUGGGAAGAUCUGCAAACAUGGGCGAUGGAUGGGAGACAGCCCGUCGACUGGACAGACCCAAAAACCUACAGGUGGAUGGGAAGGGCAUCCUACAGGUACCAGGUUAUGAGUGGGCCGUUCUCAGACUGGGGCAUCCCGGAGUCAUCAGCCAAAUUGAGAUAGACACCAACCACUUCAAAGGAAACUUCCCAGACUCCUGUAAGAUCGAAGCGUGCCAUCUGACCCCCGAGGAGGAAGGGAAGUAUGUGAGUGGCAGGUGGAGCAGCGAUCCAGGAAACAAAUGGCGGGUGCUUCUGCAACCUCAGAAACUGCAGGCCCAUCACAGGCACUUUUACUCAUGUGACUCGCUGGCGCAAUCUGGGCCGGUCAGUCACGUGCGCCUGGUCAUCGCCCCAGAUGGAGGGGUCAGCCGACUCAGACUCUGGGGGCGUCCGACUUCCACAAGACACACCUCCAAACUGUGAUGCAUUAGGCCACAUUAUUGGAUGAGUUUUGGUGAGCUCAUUGUGGAAAUUAAUGGCUUGAGUGUAACGUGUAGGCUACAUAUGAAGCUUAAAAAAAUAAACUUUCAUCUGAAAAGAUA
Messenger RNA from Oncorhynchus tshawytscha (Chinook salmon), 2093 nucleotides. RefSeq names its product allantoicase (gene allc). Gene Ontology annotation, biological process: allantoin catabolic process. The record is from RefSeq and is a predicted model, not a curated record. The coding region runs from base 790 to 1974 and encodes 394 amino acids. Gene Ontology annotation, molecular function: allantoicase activity. Lineage: Eukaryota; Metazoa; Chordata; Actinopteri; Salmoniformes; Salmonidae. The transcript is spliced from 11 exons.